Messenger RNA from Pocillopora meandrina, 2535 nucleotides. The record is from the annotation of a GenBank genome assembly. NCBI's taxonomy places the organism in Eukaryota, Metazoa, Cnidaria, Anthozoa, Scleractinia, Pocilloporidae.
AUGGAAUCUUCAUGUUGUACUAAACGGAUAUCUUUCAAUUUAGUUCAAAGUAUUUGCACCUUUUCGGAGCCGCUGCCUCGCUGGGUUCUUCCCUCCACUCAGUCUACAGAGUACAGCCUGAAGGGACACCUUAGUUAUCAACCAGCCAGCCCGUCCCUGUACUUGCCACAAGGUAUUCACGUAUUAAACAAAGGACUGCAUCAAUUUGCAGUUGUAAGCUGCCGUGCUUCUAUUUCCAAAGGCACUCGUUUUGGUCCUUAUCGCGGCAGGGUGGUUCAACCCUCACAAGUUAAAGAAGGUGAAGAUAAUGCGUACUUGUGGGAGGUAAGAAAAAUACAAAUACAAAUGGCAAAAUGCUGUCAGUGAUUGCGUUUGUAAGAAUACGUUUGGCCAGAUUUCGAGAAACUACCCGGACAAACUUAAGCGACGAGCAGUUUUUUUUCACUACUUACCAGAAUUCAUCGCCAGCCUCGCUACCUAGAACUUCAGAACAUUCGUUUUUAUUUAAAUCUACGAUAGACAGUUUCAUAAACAACAAUUAAAUAUUUCUCGAUCAGGAAAAUAAAAUUUUUUCACGCCAUACAUAAUACUGAGAGUGUUGGCAGCUCUGUUUUGUUUAUCUUUUAGUAUGGUGACUCAUUUGAACCAUUCGAGCAUGAAAUAUGAAUGGUUCACUUAACCACGUCCGCUUAGGAAAAAGUCCAUCCCUUGUCUAUGCAGGGGGGUCGCUUGUUUCACCAACUGUUGGGUUUUUGAAUAGCUAUGUAGCUGUUACAGGAGAUAAAUACAGGAAAAAAUGAGGAGAAUGUAGAAAAACUGCAUCGUGAAAAAAAAAGAAAGAAAAUUGCCUAUACUAGAUAUUUGUAAUUGCAAUAUGUCAGUGAUAAGAUCAAAAGAAAAAUUACUUUAUUACCAUAGAUUUAAAUGUAUAUCGUUUAGAUGUACACCACUUUUAAAUGAAAAAAGGGCUUUUUUCGUUUGGUCUAGGAACUUUCUGUCUUUUAUUCUUUUUUAAUAUUAUUAAUAUUAUUCUUUUUUGAUAUGAUAAAGGUAUGCAAAGAAGAUGGCAGCCUUGCAUAUUACAUUGAUGGACUCUCAGAAACAGAAAACUGGAUGAAGUUUAUCAAUUGUGCUCGCAAUAACGAAGAACAAAACCUUGUGUUAAUUCAAGAUGGCGAGCAGCUGUUUUACGAAUCAUGCCGUGAGAUCUUAUAUGGAGAAGAAAUGUUAGUUUGGUACGGAAACCGCUAUCACAUGUUCAUGGGAAUUCCGACUGGAAUGAAGGCGUCACCAUGCAAGGAAAGGAAUAACGAAACCGGACAGGGUAGGAUGUCAAUCUUUAGGCUUAUAGGUUUACAUUAAUAACACUUGCAUCUCUUAUUUAGAACGAUGUUGACAGUUAAAACCUGUCAUUACUUCUUUCCUAAAAUUGACAAUCCUUUCGCAAGAAAAAACAUCAAAGUAUCGGAGCAGUUGCUUGCAAAUGAUAUCUGUGAUCCAUAGUUACGGCAAAGCAAAUACAAAAACUGGAUGAUUACAAGACAGAAAACAUUUUAAAUAAAAACUUAAGGUUACUCUCAACAAAAUCUGGUCAAAUUUUUCAAAAUUUGUCCUUUUGUUCUUUAGUCAGAGAAAGUAAUUAAAUUUAAUUUGCCGGGAAAAAAAUUGUAAAAUCUUAGAAAGAAUGCGAGAUACGGCUGAAAGAAUAUUUUAGGGGAACCAGUACCGAAGAGCGAAAGGUGUCAUAAUCAGAAAAGGCCUCCAGCAGAGUGGAAACUAAACUAAAACAAAUAUUCAUUCCUAAACAGUGUGGUAGCGAUAACCAAGCAAAGCUUUAGAAAUUUAUAUUUUGCUCGAAUCUUUGCAGGUGCGUUUGGGAGUUUCUCAUGUGAACGUUGUGGUAAAGUGUUCGCCUACAAAUAUUACCGUGACCGCCACCUUAAAUACACCCGAUGCGUUGAUCAAGGCGAUCGUAAAUUCCCGUGUACUGUCUGUAAUCGAUCAUUUGACAAACGGGAUCGGCUUCGUAUCCACGUUCUCCAUGUUCACGAAAAGCACCGUCCCCACCAGUGCACAGUGUGUGGAAAACGCUUCUCUCAGUCAUCCAGCCUCAAUAAACACAUGCGGGUUCACAGCGGAGAAAGACCCUACAAGUGUCCACAUUGUGUCAAAGCGUUUACCGCUUCCUCCAUUCUCCGGACACACAUUCGUCAACACAGCGGAGAAAAGCCGUUCAAGUGCAGGCAUUGUGGACGUGCAUUUGCGUCACAUGCAGCACAUGACAGCCAUGUGCGCCGCACCCACACGAAGGAAAAGCCUUGUGUUUGUGAAUAUUGCGGCAAGGCCUUUGCGCAAUCUUACGAACUUAAGUUUCAUAUCAACAUGCACACAGGAGCCAAGCCCUACACCUGUGAGAAGUGUGGCAGAGCAUUUUCAAGUCCUUCAUCACGUGACCGACACCGUGCUAAUUUUGACUGCAUCACAAGAAAGAAUCGAGCACCAAAAGUCAUGCGGAAGAACAUCUUAAGUGUUUAA